Cercospora beticola is the source of this 1835-nucleotide messenger RNA. RefSeq lists its product as uncharacterized. NCBI's taxonomy places the organism in Eukaryota, Fungi, Ascomycota, Dothideomycetes, Mycosphaerellales, Mycosphaerellaceae. The record is from RefSeq and is a predicted model, not a curated record.
ACUUGGACCACGCCUCAAGCUCUCAACACAUACCCAUAGUACUGCUGAUCCAAAACCCUCAACAACUGCACAAGCACAAAUUCACAGAAGCCUCAUCAACAGCCUCAUCAAGAACAGUGACAGCCCCACAAUGGCAAUAACGACAGACACAAAACCAGACCGCAUCCCAGACGACAACCUCUCGCGGGCUCCCUCAACACCUCGCUCCUCUCUUUCAAGCAUAGACUCCGACGACAAACUCCCUCCACCCUACCACGAAGUCGCAGGAAAAGAGAACUCCGUCCCAGCCUACUCUCGCGACGAACAUGGGAAUGAGAUCAUUCGCUUCCCCAGUCGUUUCAAUCUUUAUCACAAAAAGCUCUCCUGGCGAAAAACAACCUGGAUCCUCGGCGAACAUUACAAUCAACCACUGUUUUCUAUUGUUUUAGUUUCUGGUUGGAAAGGCACGAAAUUCAUUCUUCAUCGAGGGGAUAUUACCUCCUCCUCUUUGAAAGACCCCUCUUCUUCGUCGGAUGGAGAGAAUACGGUCUUGGCAGAGAUUGGGAGUAAAAGAUACAUGUCGAUUCAUAACAUGAUUUCUUUACCGAAACAUAAUGUUUUGGAAGAAUUACAUACGAAGUUCUCGUUUCAGAGUCCGAGUUAUAGUUUUUCGGCGCCGGUGAAGAAGGCGGGAGGGGAGAAGGUGGUGCAGGAGAGGUUUGUGUGGAGGCAGAGUCAUGGGCAGGAGGUGAAGCAUGUUUCGAAGAAUAAAUAUGUGUGGGGGUGGAAACUUGUGAGGUUGGAUUCGGAGACGGGUGGGGGUUCUGUUGGUGAUGCUGGGGAGGAAGCGGAUCCUACCAUCGUGCGUUCGCGUAACAGUGGAGAAGGCUCGAGUAAAGGUGGAGGUAAGAGAUAUGAGAGAGAUCUGGGAGAGAGUUCGGAUGGGAAGGAGGUUGUGGCUGUGUGGGCUGAUAAUAUGAAGUGGAGUAAGAACAAGUUGGUCAAGUUUGAGUUCUUGGGCGCGGGGAGAACGGGAGAGUUGGGAGAGGUUGUUGAGAUUAUGGCUGUGUCGAGCGGGAUGAGGAUUUGGCAGAUCUUGAGGGCUGGGUCGAGUGGUGGCGCUGUGGAGGCUGCCGCGAGUGCUGCCAUUUCUGCGGGCACUGGAAGUUGAGCGCUGGGAAUUGAGAGGGAAAGCCUGGAUUUGUUUCGACUUGCGGGGUCUUCGGAGCUCCAAAUUUGCUCGAAGAUUGGGAGCAGAUGCCGCGAUCCAUGCUCGCGAGACGAAAAGGCCUCUGUCGCGUGCAGCUCAACUGCUGAAUCAGUUGACCGGCGGCCCUGAAAUAAGACCUGGUGCGAGAAGAGAAGUCCACCCGGUGUUGCGAAAUUGCGAAACCGGAUUAUACUGGUCAUGCAUUUGCCCGUCGAACGAACAGUGGCUGUCAUGAUCACGAUGAUCAGACGAUUGUGUAGCAAGUUCGAUUGAACAAUGAGAUAUGAGGAGGACAAGCCAUGACACAUCUCUGGACGAGACAAGCGCAUGGGAUUGCGACUCACAAGUGUUUCCAGGAACUCCACCCACCCAGUGUGAUCAGGUCCGCAAGCUGUAAUCUCCCGUGGCCAGAUGUAUUAACAAUCGAAGCAAGUACCCGGCCACGAGACACGCACUGAGAAGUGUGGGCAUGAGUGGAGCUCCAAUUCACGAGGAUAUCCGUCUGCUGUAUGCUGCCGACUCGCAUGCGGCCAUAUGGUCCGAGGCAGACUGGAACAGAACAGGUCAUCUUUCAGGCCUCGUCGAACAUGCGAAUGCAUCACUCCUGUCACUAUCCGCAUUGUGAUACUCGGAUGGUCUUCCUCAG